CUUGCACGCACAUACCAUAGUAUUCCCAUCACGCUUGCACACAGUUAUGCUGGAUGAUACUUGCCAAUAUUGAUGUUUGCUCUUGCACAUCACUAAGAUAAAAAUUGUAUAGCUUAAAGUUUGUUUAUUAAAAUACUCGAAAAUAAAUCGCCAUGGCUGAGGCAAUGUUGCAGCGAAAUACACAAGGAAAAUGUAACUACAACAAUAUGAGCGAUGAAGAGCUGCAGGAGUGGCACACAGCCUUUCAGAGCGAGGCGCAGCGUGAGAAUUACAUAAAUCACAAUCUGGAGGUGGUACGUCAUUAUCGUACCGAGGCCAUAUUUCGUGCGCCCACUUUUGAUAUUGAGCGCAAUGCCAUUAAUGCAGCCAUUGCACGGCAUGGUCUCUAUGCGUCCAGCAACGAAGCUGUUCCUCCAAAGGCUGGAGAGCGCAAGGAUCCAGAACAGGACCAAGAGCAAGAGCAGGCGCCGCCGGUGCGACGUCCACGCUUAGAGCUAGUUGAGCACAACGAUAAUGUGGCAACAACCAGUGGACAGUAUAAGGCGGUAGCACACCUUCUGGCCAAUGGCCAUGGCAGUGGCAGUGUCAACAACGGAAGUGCAGAGCAAUCUACACAGGUGCAGGAUAUGGCCAUUAGCAAGUCCAUCGAUAGCCUCGGUCUACAUCGCACCCAGUAGUUAUAGACAUAUAGAGUUAUUUAUUCAAUUAAAUGUUUAAGCGAAUACAGUGUGUGUACGUACAUUAUUCAUAUACUAUAUGUAUGUUUGUGUAAAUAAUAUAAGUUGACUUAUAUAGUGUAUAUAGCGCAUUUAAAACAUAGUUCUUUAGAGUUUAAACCCAACUAUACUUCUUAGUAGUUUGUGUGUCUGUAACGUAACCUAAACGCAAAUACAUAUAUAAAUAUAAAAAAAAAAUCAUCGUCAUAUAA
Drosophila busckii is the source of this 928-nucleotide messenger RNA. RefSeq lists its product as uncharacterized. The transcript is spliced from 2 exons. Bases 153 to 677 code for a protein of 174 amino acids. NCBI's taxonomy places the organism in Eukaryota, Metazoa, Arthropoda, Insecta, Diptera, Drosophilidae. The record is from RefSeq and is a predicted model, not a curated record.